AGCCAUAGAGAUGAAGAGACAGGACUUCCUGGGAGACGCUGGAGGGGUCUCUGGAGUCGGGGAAGGACAUGGGGUGUCUGCACAAAGGCAGAAGGGUUCAGGUCCGGUGUCACUCCCAAACUAGAAAAGGGGCUGGGCCACAGCUCCGUUGGCCCCAACUGUGGCAAGGACACUGGGUUUCUGACACUUGACAUGUUUGUGUUGCAGGAAAGAGGAGCAGCAGAGGAAGCUCCUGCAGCGAUUUCCCAGGAGGCCCCGCAGUCGGCAGCUGCAGAGCUGGAAGGAGGAGCCGGAGCCCAGCCUCUGCCUGAGGCACCCAAACAUGCCGCUGCUUAUCCACACAUCCAAGAGGAAAUCCCUCCAGCAUCCAGAUCACACAAGAGGGUCACCAACGAGGAGAGAUGAUGUGAAAUCCAGCCUCCCCGCAGUGCCUCUCAUCGGCAGAAAUAUGGCCCCGGCCUCCAAGGGCCGCAUCGAGGCUCCAGGCAAGAGAUAUGCACAGACCCCCACCCUGACAUGUGUGAACCCCCCAAAGAAACCUAGACUCAGCCCCGUCCAGACCCCCCAGCAGAGCACUCCGACAGCAGAUCUGGGGGCCUUCCUGAAUCUCCCUCCUCCACCCAGCACAGCUGGACGUGGACCGAGAGUGGCCGCCCAUGUAUCCAGGGAGACACCUGUCCAGGGGCAACGCUUGGACCUCCAGCCUCCAGCGGACAGAUCUCCUUCCAGGAGCGUGCGCGCCGCCUCCGCAGCCCACCCCCUGUCCAUCGUCGGCGUCCCGGCCCAGCCUCUCAGGAUGCUCUUCCUGAGAGAAGGCGAAGGCUGCUGGAGCUGCCGGUACACGGCGGCCCCGUCUCCGUGGCCUGCAGAGCGGCCAGCCCCUCCUGCUCAGAGCCCGUCCGUCGACCAGGAGCCCGAGAGACAUGCUGUCCCCGGGCCCCGGAGCGUCCUCUACGAUGACCUCCAGGUGUCUUCUUCCUCCGAAGAGAGUGACUGGGAGCAAAACACCAGUGGCAACUGAGACUCGUCCUCCAGGGCCCGGUGUCCUGUCGUGACUGUGACUCUGGCGGGUGGGCUGGGUGUUAGAGGGAGCGGCUGUUCCCGGUGAAGCAGGACUCCCCACCCUGGUGGGCGAGACAGCAGUGGGACCGGACCACCCUGGGGACACACAGCUGCACACACUGCCCUGUCCCAUGGCACUCAUCCAACAGAAUGUCAAGCUGUCAACCUCAAUCUAUUAUCAGGAAUUGAGGCAAAUAUAGGAGUGACUUUUAACCAUUGUGUAGAUAGGAAGUGAUGGGAGUAUCGGUAGUUGAUGAUGGUAGUGUCGGUGUUGGAUGGUAGUAUCUGUAUCUGAACAUUUGGAAGCUGCCAAAAGGGCCUGACUCUGCUCUGCAGAAGGUCAGCCGCGCCCUGUCCUGAGGUGAGACUCAUGGACUCUGUGGAGUCUUUCACUGUAAAUCAUGGUGGGGGACCUUCCCAUGGCUGUGCUUAUUAUGUUUUAUUAGUGGUAGCUGCUCAGUCAUAUCUGACUCUUUGCAACCCCAUGGACUGUAGCCCACCAGGCUCCACUGUCCAUGGGGAUUCUCCAGGGAAGAAUACUGGAGUGGGUUGCCAUGCCCUCCUCCAAGG
Bubalus bubalis (water buffalo) is the source of this 1632-nucleotide messenger RNA. Its product is annotated as putative protein FAM90A12P. Bases 323 to 1021 code for a protein of 232 amino acids. The transcript has 2 exons. Lineage: Eukaryota; Metazoa; Chordata; Mammalia; Artiodactyla; Bovidae. The record is from RefSeq and is a predicted model, not a curated record.